AUGACAAACAGCGAAGUUAUGUACGUAACUGACCAAAGCGAUUAUGACUCUUUUGCUUUUCGUCAUCGUUCUAUCCUCAAUAAGGCCGUCUUCAAGCGAGAUCAUAUUCAACCUUGUCAGAAAUCAGCUGUGUACAAAAUUGACGUCACAGUCGGCGACGACGUUGCCCUAAUAUGCAUUUGGAGCAAUCCCUACUAUGACGCAUUAGAAUGGACACUCGGAAAUAUGGUCAUUGCAGACUGCAAUAAACUACAACAAAUAGGUGUCUGUGCUAAACAAUUUGCUCACCACAGAGAUAGAACUCUUCACUUUCGAAACAUAAAAUCGACAUUCAGAGAUGGGCAAUUUCCUACAACAAAAAUCAGCUCGCCUGCAAGUGUAAGAGACGGCGAGUUAGGGAGAUCGGAUGAAACUCUCGAUUCCAAGACGAAGACGAUAGUUGCUUUGCUUGCGAGCGUCUUGUUUCUCAUCUUAGCCGUUGGCGUGACCGCGUAUUAUUUGUGGCUACGACGAGUACGUUCUGUUGUUACUGCUCCUGAUAAGAAACCUUCUUCAUUGAAGAAAGAGUGCAGAGUUAGUUUGGAUGCAUACAAGCACUUGGAAUUUGAUCGAAAUCACUUGACUUUGUUUGAAAAGUUGGGAGAGGGACAUUUUGGUACUGUUCAUAGAGCUCGAGCUUGUGGUAUCGUUACUCCCGGUGAGAACAUCACUGUCGCUGUAAAAAUGUGCAAAACUAUUGAAGAUAAUGCAGACGAGACAGGAUUCCGUGAACACAGCCUGUGUGUGGAAGUAGAACUUCUUGCUAAGAUCGGUAGCCACAACAACGUCGUCAAACUGUUGGGCAUUUGCUCGCAAGAAGGACCGCUGUGGCUUAUAUUUGAGGGAGCUCAGCUUGGAAAUCUGUUGACGUAUUUGCGAUCUGCUAGAGACGUCGUGGAGGAACAUUCCUGUGCACUUACGACUAAUCAGAGUACAACGGGGGAAAAUGUAGUCAUCACACAAAAAAAAAUGUUUACGUUUGGAGAGCAGAUAGCAAAGGGAAUGGCGUACCUCAACAGCCAAAACAUACUCCACCGUGAUCUUGCCGCCCGCAAUGUCUUGGUGUUUGAUAACGAAGUACUCAAAAUGAGCGAUUUUGGAUUGGCCAAAGACAUCAAAUAUCAUGAUUACUAUCGUAGUAAGAUUUCGUGCGAAAUGCCGGCAAAAUGGAUGUCUCCAGAGGCAAUCAUGCAUAAAGUCUAUACGCAAGCUAAUGAUGUGUGGUCGUUUGGGAUCGUGCUGUGGGAAAUAGCUACUCUUGGUGGGUCUCCAUAUCCUAGUAUUCCUAUUUCAAGGUUGUAUGAUCUUCUCGUUGAGGGUUAUCGCAUGAGCUGUCCUGUCAAUUGUCCUCGUCUUCUUCAUACCAUAAUGCUUCGUUGUUGGGAAGCUAAAGCAAGUGAAAGGCCAACUUUUGUGACUCUCAUUACAAUGCUUUCUCAUUCGAUAGAAGAAACGAAAAUAGCAUUUGCUCUUUAAAGUUCUACAGUGAGUCGUUGUAAUAACAAACUGUGUCAUGUCUUGCAGUAUCCAAGAGCUGUCGGGCAAGAAUUUAUUGACACUGUAAAAACAGCU
Corticium candelabrum is the source of this 1611-nucleotide messenger RNA. Its product is annotated as fibroblast growth factor receptor 2-like. Bases 1 to 1515 code for a protein of 504 amino acids. Gene Ontology annotation, molecular function: transmembrane receptor protein tyrosine kinase activity; ATP binding. Gene Ontology annotation, cellular component: plasma membrane; signaling receptor complex. The transcript is spliced from 12 exons. The record is from RefSeq and is a predicted model, not a curated record. Lineage: Eukaryota; Metazoa; Porifera; Homoscleromorpha; Homosclerophorida; Plakinidae. Gene Ontology annotation, biological process: cell surface receptor protein tyrosine kinase signaling pathway; protein phosphorylation; positive regulation of kinase activity.